This is a messenger RNA of Seriola dumerili (greater amberjack), 1489 nucleotides long. It is a transcript of the gene tank, whose product is annotated as TRAF family member associated NFKB activator. The transcript has 8 exons. Bases 178 to 1203 code for a protein of 341 amino acids. The record is from RefSeq and is a predicted model, not a curated record. NCBI's taxonomy places the organism in Eukaryota, Metazoa, Chordata, Actinopteri, Carangiformes, Carangidae. Gene Ontology annotation, biological process: canonical NF-kappaB signal transduction.
CUCAACUAGGCUAUGUAAAACAUACAUUGCAAUAUCCUCUCCAGCGCUUCGUAGCUUCGCAUUUGAAGAUUAGGCGACGACGCUGCGGUGGUGUCAAAACAACAAAUUCGACUUUAGCUGUUACUCGAAUGAAGGGCUCAUGUCUGCUGUGUCAGUGAUGAUUGUGGAGCACACGGCAUGGAAAGGAACAUUGGAGACCAGCUCAACAAAGCUUUUGAAGCUUAUCGCCAGGUCUCCAUUGAAAAGGACAAUGCUAAAAAGGAGCUGCAAGAAAUGACUAAAUAUUAUGAGGGAUACACUCAAUCACUUCAAAAGCAGAUAGAGGACCAGCAGCUGUUGAUUUCAAAACUUCAAGCUAAGUUGUCAGCAACACGGCAACCAUCAGGAGAGAUGACAUGUGAGCCUUGCAACCAUGUCCUUGAUGGGGCCAGUGCUUAUAGGAUAAAACAGUACCCGGAGAAUACAGGCACUGUUGCUGUUGCUCCUAAUUUGCCAGUCAGCAGCAGCGUUGACUACCAGGACAUGCUGGAUGUAUUUGAAGCAAUUCAAGGGAAAUUCCGGCAGAUUCGGUCUCUAACCCAAAGACAAAAAGAUCACCUAAAAAGAUUCCAUGGAGGAAGUGAUACAUCAAAUGAUCAGCGGUUCUCCAUGCCCAUCCAGUGCACAGACCGUACAGCAGAGGCAGAGAGACCCUUUUCCUCAGUGCUAAGGUCAGCAGUGGAUAUCCCACUCCCGCCCACGUCUUUGGCGUCCCGUGGCGCCAGCCCCGAGGACAGGGACUUAGUAGACUCUCUCGCCAAACUCAGUGUCAAAUUCCCGCCCUCUGCGGACAGUGAAUAUGACUUCCUGAACAGUGCUCCAGAGAGACACAUUGGUCUCACCAUGUCCAUGAAGCCACCUCUCAGUAGUGUCCCGUCCGCAAUGACAGAGGAGGAGCCCGUGGACCUGCCCAUGCCUUUUGUCUACCCUACAUCCCCCUCCCACUCAACAUCAUCUUCACUCUCCCAGGAGAAUGUGCGGGGACCCCAGCAGCCUCUCUGGAGCCCUGAGCUGUGUGAUGCAGUUGACGUGGGGACAGAGCUGGCGACGCCUCAGAGCAGCAGUCCUGAUAAAUGUGCUUUCUGCAACGCUGUGGUUCCUCAGGAGCGAAUGAGCAGCCACCUCUACUCGCAUUUCUCUCAUACGAAUGAAGCCGACAAUUGACAGUGGAAGCAGAGACUGACGGGCUAAGGCCUUAACUACUCCCAAGACUUUACUGUAUUCAUGGUCUGCCAUGAUCCUGCAUGCCAUGAAGUACAUGCGCUGUACUGGAUUUGAAAUGACACUGCAAUAAGACUUGAAUCCAUUUAUUUAAUAUUGAAGAAUUGAAUGGUACACUUCUCCUCCCAUUAUAUUUUUCUAAUAUCGUGCUGAGAUUUUACUAUAGUAAGUGACGAUUAUGCAUAAUAUGGUAUAUAUGAGCAAAUAAAGCCGACAUUUACUCAUGCAA